This is a messenger RNA of Schistosoma rodhaini, 5588 nucleotides long. NCBI's taxonomy places the organism in Eukaryota, Metazoa, Platyhelminthes, Trematoda, Strigeidida, Schistosomatidae. The record is from the annotation of a GenBank genome assembly.
CUAAGACUAGCGUUUCUAGUUCGCAGCAUUUGUUGUAUACUGAAUACUGAUCACCUCUUACGAUACAGUUUUGUUUUAAUCUGCCACAUUAUUUGUACUGCUGACUGUGUCAAUUCCGAUUUACAAUCCUAAUGUGAUCGGUUAUAGUUGUUUGGAAAUGGGUAGAGAAGCGUUUGUUACUCUCGCAACAAAUGAUGAAUACGGUGUGGGUGCACUCGUUUUAGCAGCAUCCUUAAAACAAUCAGAAACGUCUAAAGAGCUUACCAUUCUUGUAACCCCUGGUCUCUCCUCACACAUGAGAGAACUACUCUGCAACACUUACGAUAAUGUUAUCGAAGUACAACCCGUCAUAACUAAAGGCUGGAGUAAUCCCGUUAUUAGUGGUAGAACUGAGCUCAUUGAAACAUUCACAAAAAUUCAGGUUUGGAGUCUUAUUCAGUUUACCAAAGUCGUAUUCAUGGACGCUGAUACUCUGGUUUUGCAAAACGUAGAUGAAUUGUUCAACAGAUUUGAAUUUACUGCUGCACCUGAUCCUCUGUGGCCAGACUGUUUUAAUGCUGGUGUUUUUGUAUUGGAGCCAUCCAUGAACACGUACAACGGACUUCUAAAAAUGUUGUUUGACUCUGGGAGUUUUGAUGGAAGAGAACAAGGUUUGCUGAACACUUAUUUUUCUAACUGGUUAGAAGGAGACAUAUCACAUAGACUACCAUGUAUAUACAACUGUAUUUGUCGUAUAUCAGAUGACACAAGUUUUGAAUUUUAUACAAGCAGAUCUGCUUGGGUUUAUUUCGGCGGAUCUAUUCGAGUUGUGCAUUUUGCUGGUCCAAUAAAACCCUGGCAUAAAACUUCUGCAGCUAAAACAUGCAGUCAAGCUGCAUUUCGCACAUUCUUUAAUACUGAGAAAAAUAGACGAUCAAUAUGUCGUGUAGCUGGUAUGCUGGCCUACUGGUGGUCGUUAUUUCUAAUUCUCGUACGACCAAAACUUUAUCCUGAUAUGUAUUUAAGUCAUAUUUCAUUGGAUAGCCUAAGAAAAUAUGAUCCAAUUCAAGAUUCAUUCAGUAGAUGUGAUCAGUCCCAUCUAUAUACAAAUGAAAACCUCAGUUACAAUCAUAAUAACUCGUUCACUCAGAUGUAUCCUUCUCCUCAUGAAAAAUAUAUUGAUAAUGCCAAUAGACGAAAUCAUUCCUUCAUAACACCGGAAGAUAAUUUACAAUUACCUUAUCAUCCAGAAUUUCAUGAUACUAAUUGGGAUUAUUUACAUAGAGGACAACGAAUUGAUGAAAGUAAUAGAUUUGUUGAACAUCAUCAAACAUGUGUUGAAACACCAUUGCCUCCACAAUUUGAUCUUUCAUUGUCUGGGGUGAACUAUUGUCGAGAAGAACAUACUAUGAAAAAAAAUUCAUCUCAUGAAAAUCAAUAUCAUGCUAACGACCAUGAAUAUCAACAGCACGAAAUAAGUCACAAGUUGGAUGAAAAACACUCAAGUCAUCAUGAAAAUCCUCCAUGUAAUCAUUAUACCGACCGGGAAGAAUUUCAUGAACAUCAUUUUAAAAAGAAUAAUUUGGAUAUUGUACAACAUCACGGUACAACAGAACAAAAUAACCAACAAUAUGAAAGUGAUAUCGUGAAAGAUGAUUUUCAACAUAAGAUGGAGCCUCAAAGUCAGGAACCAAAAUCAGCUGAUAUUCAGGCUAUACCGAAACAACCAUCACCUACAUCAGUUGCAAACGUAUCUCUUAUAAAUUCUGUACAAUCUGAAUCGGUGGAAAAGUCUAAAUCAGCAUCACAAUACUCGUUAAACUGUCAUAAAUGUUAUGAAAAACUAAUUAGAGAACAUCAACGAUUAUUAUGUCCUAUAAGGAUGAGAAAAUUAUCUUCCGGUUAUAACUCAAAAACUCGACAAGUAUUCAAAAAACACCGACGUUAUAGUUUUGAAACUUCAUUCAAACCUACGAUGAAAACUUUUCAUCCCAUAAAAAUUGAUUGUAAAAAACUCACUAAAACUACAUCAUUAACUGAUAUGCUUAAAAAGAAGUUGAUAAAGAAUGAUUCUAAGAAUUUCUCCGUAAGUUGUAAUACACUUACUAAUAACUUUGAUCUUGGUGCGGAACAACUCCAAAAGUUUCCUAUUGUGAAUUUUGGUUUCGAAACAAAUUAUAAGCAUCGAAUCACCAACAAUAGAUCGUCAAAUAUUCAAUUAAAUCAAACAUUAGAGUUGAAUAAUCAAUUAAGUAAUCAGUAUCGUGGUUUAGACAUUGCUUAUUUGAAUGGUAAACAAUUUGAUCAUAUUAUCACCACCACUACUACUACUACUAAUGUGACUACUCAUAGCAAGAGGAAACCUCACGAUCAAAACUUUAAGUCAUGCUUAUAUAAUGAAGACAAUUUAAAAAGAAAGAGAAACAAUAUAUUGUCUUCUCAUUUGAAACAAAGUUAUAGUGCUGAAAAUAUCAUACAACUUGACAAUGACACAAUAAUAACAAGUUCUCAUUCAACGGAUUAUUUGAAUCAAGCAAAGGCAAAACGGUCAUCAUCAAUAUAUAACGGUCUACAGACGAAUGAUGCAACGAUACCGAAUCCUAUGAAAUUCGAUCAGAAAACAUGGCAAUCAAAGGUGAAACGCAAAACAAAACAUGAAUGUCCUCGAAAACUAUAUGAAAAUCAACUAAUCAACCAUGAAAGCUUAAAUAAAGGAUAUCAUAAGUCUAAUUCUUUCAAUAGAAUGAUUGCGGUAAACAUCUUAUAUGUAUACAUAAUAAUUAUGUAAAUAAUCUUAUAUGGGGUAGUUUUUCCCUACUGCAUGAUUACACCAAUGCAUGCUAUGUAGAUUUAACGUUUGGUGAACACUGAUUCUAUGUGAUUAUAACAUCAUUUCUUCAAUUAUUUGAAAUCUUGUUUUUCAUUAAAGUCUCCCAGUUUUUAUAAAUGAUUAUGGCCCUAUGAUUCAAUGAUACUUAGAGUUAGUUGUUUCUCCAUUAUGUGUUGAUAUUUUUUUUAUUAGGUGAGAAAACUGGUCAUUGUCAACCUUAGUGAUAGCGAUAAAAAAAACUUUCGAUGCAGCAAGGCUUCGACUUACUUUCACUAGUAGAAAUACAACCAUUAUAUGUAAAGGAUAAGCUCCUUAAUAUGGUCUCGUCUAUGUACAUCUACCAGUUAUCUGCUCUUGUCGAGCAAGGUAUAUAGACCAUAGCCAGCGCUUUGAUUUGAUUUUCAGGUUCUUUGAGCAAUCUGUACACCUAGAUUUUUUGUAUCUAAUUCCUUAAAACAUAAGAACCUCUUCUCACCAAUGGUAGGCCCAAAUAGUUUUUGAUUUUGAAUUUUGGUAUGUGUGUUUUUAUUAUUGCUGAGGUGCUAAGAUGACACAUCCUUUGUCAGGUUUAAUUUAGCUGAAUUUAACCAGCUUAUGAUAUCAGUUGGCCGUUGAUGCUCUGAAUAUUUUUGUUCUUAUUUAAGAACUCUAUUGUGGACUUCGCAGAGUGACUGAGUAAAUCUACGAAAUUAUAUGAAGGGGUCACUGAAAACGUUAUAAUUGUUCGUAGAAGGAUGAUUAGCUUGUUUCUCAUAGAACUGAACAAUAACAGAUCUGUCUGACUUCAUUUGCCAUUGAUCUUAUUUUGUCAGCUAAAGUGUAAAACUAGUAUGAUUUAAUAGUAAAUUUAUGUGGAUUAAGUUUUCAACUCAUGCUUUUCAAUAAUGUAACAGAGACACUUUAGGAGUUUGAACGAGAAAGGUACUGGGUUAGAAUUUUAGUAUGGACAUCAACAAUAGGAUGUGGGUGUAUCUAACUGACAAGUCCAAAUCUUGAACUCUACUGACAACGGUAUACCAAGUAUACUAUUAAGAAAAGUUCUAAAAAAAACCCCUAUUAUAUUCGAAGGCCGAUAUAUGAGUAAAAAAAAGCUGGUUUUUCAAUAUAUCUCAAACAGGUACUACGAUUAUCAGAUCAAUCUAAUAAUAAGAAGGAAUAGCCAAAUUGAUGAUAAAUAUCAUACCUUGUCAAAUACAGUAUCGUAAUUUAUAAUCACUAGUAAGAGACGUUUGAACUAUUCAGACAACUAGUAGUAUCUGUAAAGCUUAUUGGUAAUCAUUCUAUAAUGAAGUAUCAUUACCAAUUUCUAAUGUGUACUACAAUAAUACGAAAUAGUUAUGAAUGUUAAUUUUAUAUUCUACAUUUGAAUAACAUGUUCAAUUUUAAAUUUGCUAUUCAUUUUAGUCAUGAAUUCGAACUCUUAAAUUAGAAACUAUGUGAGAAUAUACAGAAAAACAUUAGCCAUUCACAGACGUUUCAGCAUAGAAAAUGAUGUGUUACUUUGGGCUUAGCUGGUUAAUCAAUACCAAAAACCUAGGUCAUUUAAGAGUGUGGUUCACUCUUUAUAAAUAACUGUAAUGAAUGUGUAUCUCUUUCGGGUAGUAUCUUUCAAUGUUAACCUUUAAAAAAUCUUUAUAUCAAUAAUUAGGCGGCUCGCCUUAUUUCAUCGUCUGUAUUGAAUGUUUUAUUAAUCCUAAUCCGUUGUUAGUUAAUGAAAUCUACGUUGCAUAAGAAAAGCUUAGUUGGCUUUUAUGAAGUUGCUCCGCUUUCAAACCAUAAUGGUCUACUUGAUAACAAAUUAUAACUGUUGAAAACAACAUAUUAAGGUAUAUAUGGUUAAAAAUACUUGCCAAAACUAACUCGUUUUGUAGGCUAAAUCCUUAAUUGAAAAAAGUGUUCUGCUUAUUAUUUUCUAUUUAACAUCCACCAGUUUUAUUCUCUAUUCUCCCGCUAUGUCUACUUCUAUGUGUGGCUCUUAUUUUAUCGUUAUUAGUGUGAUUAUUUGAAUAUCUUUGAACUUUAUUUGUUUGUCAUCUUGAAUUCUUUUAUAAUCUGUUGAUUUAAUUCUUGGUGCAAUUGCCUUCUAGAUGUUUAUGUUAAAUUUAAUAGUGGAAUGAAUGGUAGCUAACAGUGGAAUCUAAAAAGUGCGUUUUGUUCAAUUUUUGACUCGUCAGCUGGAUGUUUCUUAAUCCGACGACUUUGAUCGUUUGAUCCUCAUUUGUCUGUCUAUCACUAAAGCAUCCACUGUUAGCUACCAUCUCUCUGCUAAUACUACUUGUAAUUUGAGGCGAUCUGCACAGGAUGCAAAUAUACCAGUAACAGACUGACCAAUUGUAGUCUUAAACAUUAAUCAAAAGAUUCAAACAGCUAAACACAAAACUAAAUUAGAUUUAUUGUUAUUUAUAACUAAAUUAUACUCGAAAAGUAAAAUAGGAAAGAAGAAUUAAAAUUAGUCAACUAUCCUGUUUUUUUUGUUAGUUAUUACCAUACAAACUCACCCUAUACUCUAGUCACUAGACUUGACUGAGUUGUGGAUGAACACUGUUUGGAUAUCUUAUUUACAGGAAUGAAAUAACACCCCCCUCCAUUACUAACCAUCUUUUGAUUGGUAUCAUAGUUACUAUAAAUUUCAAAUGACUUUAAUCUAAGCUCAGCUUUUCAAUCCAAUAUAAUUAAAUAAAAUUAAUCUAACUUUCAUUGUAAUAUCAAGUUGAAAAGCAUACAUACUACUGUAGUGUGGUCUACUUAUAUUCAUAUAAGUAGUAUAUGGUGAUGGUUA